UCCUCAUUCAGUAGGGCGACAGCAGCAGCCUCGGUGACACUUGUCGUCGCCUCUGACUCACGACUAACGUUACUCGAGUCAGGCCCGUGUGGGUUGGGUCGGUGUGUUACCUUCCAUACUUGUACAAUAAAUAUUAUGGCGGCCGCGGAUCCCCGGUCCUCGAGUGACGGCGGGCCGGCCAGCAGAGGAGGAUUCCCGGCCGGGGAGAGCAGCAACGACCGCGACGGGCCGGGCGGCAGCAGCAGCGGCGGCGGCAGCAGCGGGGAGGGCGAACGGGAGCGGGACCGAGCCACCUUCGAGUGUAACAUAUGUUUGGACACUGCCAAGGACGCUGUCAUCAGCAUGUGCGGCCACCUAUUCUGCUGGCCCUGUCUUCAUCAGUGGUUGGAGACGCGGCCCAGCAGGCAGCAGUGUCCCGUCUGUAAAGCUGGCAUCAGCAGAGAGAAAGUCAUCCCACUGUACGGCAGAGGGAGCUCCAGCCAGGAGGACCCCAGGUUGAAAACUCCACCUCGGCCUCAGGGACAGAGAACAGAGCCCGAGAGCAGAGGCGGGAUGUUCCAGGGUUUCGGGGACACCGGCUUUCACAUGUCUUUCGGCAUCGGUGCUUUCCCCUUCGGCUUCUUCACUACAGUCUUCAACACCAACGACCCUUUUCACAGAGCAGAUCAGUAUACAGGUGAUCACCAAGGCAACGGUAACCUCAACAACGGCAAUAACAACUGGCAAGACUCCCUCUUCCUAUUUGUGGCCAUCUUCUUCUUCUUCUGGCUGCUGAGUGUGUGAUGGAGAUGGAUGGAUAGACACACGAGUGGAUCGAUGACCGGGAAGGAGCGCAAAAAAGAAAACAACAAAAAAAAAACUUUCACACACUUAACUCGAGCCACAGACACACACUUAUUUGACAUUUCCUAGCAGGUACUAACUUGGGAGAGGAAGCGGAGCAUUUGUGUUUGAUUCCAAAACAAGAAAUUCAGGAAUCUGGUUUUCCCGGCAGAUUCGCAUUAGGAUACUCAGCCCCACCCACCCCAACCCACCCCACCCGCUUUUUUUGAUUUUUGUUUAUGCAAGAAACACUAACUGAAGAGUAGUGUUGUGUGAAUCCCAAAAUAAGUCAUGUUGGCCCUCCCUCUCUGUAGGUAAACACACAUAGGAAAAUAAAAAUGAAUAGAGACACUAAAAGGGGCUCACUGUUGGGGUUCAGAGACAGUAUUAUAUCACAGUGAACUUUGUAAAAGAUCUUUUGAUUUUUGGGUGUCAAGCUGCAGAAAAGAGGUGGGUGGAGGAUAAUUCGGGGCAGUGACUAAUUCUGUUUUGGUUUUUCCUCUCGAAGGAGUCGCUGGUGUAUUCCUUAAAUAGAGAGAGGGAGUUUAGGUGGGGGUUAAAACAGGGGAGAGAGAGAGAGUGAGGAGGAUGAGAUCAUUCCUCCUCCAAAAGGCCAAAGAGUAGUGGGUUGGUCGUGUUAGACGUCAGGGGUAAAAAAUGUAACCGAAUUAUGUUCCUGUUUACAGUUUCCUCAUGAAAUGAACAACCACUCUGAGUAAUUUGUGACUUGCUCUUAAACAGCACAGGUGGAUGUGUUUUUUUAUAUAUACAUUUGUCUUAACAAAAAAAACUGCCAUUGCACUGUGAAGUCAUUUCUUGACGGGGCUGUCUUAAAGAGAAGCGCGCGCUGCUGUUGAACCACUUGUCGUUUAAACGGCCAGUUUGGGAGAUUUUUCGAAUAACACGGACAGAGAGGCUAAAAAUCUGACACACAGUUUAAUUACAGAGCAGCUUGUCAAGAGAGAAAAGUUCUAGCUCAGCGAGACGCUACACGAUCUGUCAUGACAGCAGGUGGAGUCGCUGCAUCCUUUUCGGUUAGUCUGCGGUGAAAAGGUCAGCAAGAAUUCACAGGAAUGAAACAGUUCAAUGAACUUUCUGUCACAGUUGAUUUUCUUUUUUUCCUGACUGUACGUCUCUGAGUGUGUAUACAUUAUAUAUUUGUACAUAUGAAUAUUGUAAAUUCUGUUUUUACGUGUUUUCUGAGUGGAUGAGCGACCAUGGAGAGAGGACGAGAUGCUUUUGUAAAGCCAGAUCUGGUUCCCAUUAACUUCCUUUUACUCAAAAAGUAAUACAUAAAUCAAUAAAAGCGCUUGCAAACCAAGUUAACAAUUUUGCCAACACUCUCCCAUUAAUUUAAAUAAAUGUUAUGAGUGCAGCAAA
Molecule: messenger RNA, 2202 nt
Organism: Larimichthys crocea (large yellow croaker)
Lineage: Eukaryota; Metazoa; Chordata; Actinopteri; Sciaenidae
Gene: rnf5
Product: ring finger protein 5
Exons: 6
Coding region: 136-783 (215 amino acids)
Biological process (GO): ubiquitin-dependent protein catabolic process
Cellular component (GO): endoplasmic reticulum
Molecular function (GO): ubiquitin protein ligase activity; metal ion binding
Source: RefSeq, a predicted model, not a curated record